Serpula lacrymans var. lacrymans S7.9 is the source of this 1899-nucleotide messenger RNA. RefSeq lists its product as uncharacterized. The transcript has 11 exons. Lineage: Eukaryota; Fungi; Basidiomycota; Agaricomycetes; Boletales; Serpulaceae. The record is from RefSeq and is a predicted model, not a curated record. Gene Ontology annotation, molecular function: metalloaminopeptidase activity. Gene Ontology annotation, biological process: proteolysis. Bases 65 to 1339 code for a protein of 424 amino acids.
GACUUUCCUCAUGAUGACAUCCGAACUCUAAGUACUGGGUCCCCAAUCCGCAACCUCCACCCAAAUGACAGUCACUUCACCCAGCACAGAGAACGGCGUAAAUCCUGAGAAAGACCUUCCAGCAACCUUGCAUGAUGGCGACGACGACGAGGGCGAAGACGAUGGCCCUGUUGAGGUUUCUGGGACAGGAGAGGGAAAGAAGAAGAAGAAGAAGAAACCUAAGAAGAAGAAGGCUGAACAAAGCGAUCCUCCUAGAAUUGGUCUGUCCAAGUUCUUCCCUGACGGUAUUUAUCCAGAGGGUGAGAUACAGCCUUACAAAGACGAGAAUACCUGGAGAACCACUUCAGAAGAAAAGCGAUAUAAUGAACGCAUAGCAAACGAAGAUCCAGAGCUUACAUAUCAGAGCAUUCGCCGAGCUGCUGAAGUUCACAGGCAGGUUCGAAGGCACGCACGAAAGCACAUACGUCCUGGAAUGACUAUGACGCAAAUCGCAGAGAAUAUUGAAGACGGCACUCGUGCUUUGGUGGAGGAAAGCGGUUUGGAGUCGGGUGUUGGCUUUCCCACUGGUUUAAGUCUGAACAACUGCGCCGCGCACUACACGCCAAAUGCUGGCGACACGACAAUCCUACAAAAUGGCGACGUACUAAAGGUCGAUUUCGGAGUGCACGUCAAGGGAAGAAUCCUGGACUCUGCGUUUACGCUUACUUGGGAGCCAACUUAUGACAAGUUGGUGGAAGCUGUCAAAGCAGCAACAAACACUGGAAUACGCGAAGCGGGCAUUGAUGUUCGUUUAGGUGAAAUUGGUGCUGCCAUACAAGAGACAAUGGAGUCAUAUGAAGUUGAAGUCGGGGGUAAAGUUUAUCCCGUGAAGUGCAUAGAGAACCUGAGUGGACAUUCUAUCAAUCCGUAUCAAAUACACGGUGGAAAAUCCGUCAUGCUGGUAAAGAAUGAGGAUCAGACGAAAAUGGAAGAAGGUGAAUAUUUUGCGAUAGAGACAUUCGGAUCGACUGGCAGGGGACGGGUCGUUGAAAGUGGAGACUGCUCGCAUUAUGCCAAGAUCUACGAUGCCCCACAUGUACCACUCCGCCUUACGUCGGCAAAAUCUCUGUUGAAGUCUAUCACGAAAAAUUUUGGUACCCUACCUUUCUGUCGGCGUUAUCUUGAUCGAGUUGGAGAGAGCAAGUAUCUGCUAGCGCUCAAUCACUUGGUAACGCAAGGGAUUGUACAUGAUUAUCCCCCCUUGUGCGAUGCACGGGGUGCUAUGACUGCACAGUUUGAGCACACGAUAUUGUUGCGGCCCACAGUAAAAGAAGUAGUGAGCAGGGGUGAUGACUACUGAUACCACAAUGUGUAGAAUUGGUCUAGCAGCUGUUCGUCUUUUGCAGUAUACUGGCGAUUUGUGAUAGACUGGUCAUAAGUAUUAUAUGGUCUGCCGAGAUAUAUUCAGAUCUAAAUAUAGCUACCACUAUACAUAUCGUGAUUGUGUACGAGUCAUUGCUCAUCAAGAACGUCUACGUGGAAAAGGUUCGAACACACUCUCAGCAAACUUGAGCAUAUUCUGAAAAGUAUCAGGUGCCGAGUAGUGUUGGUUGAGUGAGUGCCUACGGUGCUGUCCUGUUGGCGGAUGACAGUCUGGUAUAGGUGCAAACGAUGGUAACUCACCCGGUAUUACCUGGGAUAUACGUAGAAAAGGAACUUGCGGCUGGAAAUAGCUCUUCCGCAUAGUCAAUUAUACUAUUCCGAGUGCUUCCAGGGGGAACAGCGUAGCAGUUUGCAAAGCAAAAGAUCCAAUCUUUGUCCCCAGUUACGAUAUGAACUGGACCCAAAAAUUCAGUUGACACACGAGGGGGUGCACUGCUUGUGAGAAUUAGCCCCUGUGACACAGGUUGCUCUAGCUUC